Striga asiatica is the source of this 522-nucleotide messenger RNA. The record is from the annotation of a GenBank genome assembly. Lineage: Eukaryota; Viridiplantae; Streptophyta; Magnoliopsida; Lamiales; Orobanchaceae.
AUGGCUCCAAAUAAGUUCAACUAUCUCUACUUAACCACCACCCUCCUCCUCCUCGUGGGCCCGACCCAAAUUCCACGGACCGAGGCCCGAUUCGCUGGCGUGAACCCAUUUUGCCGCACGUCCAACUACCGACGCAUCUGCACCCGAAUGGUCAACGGUGCAUCCACGCAAACCGAUGCAUCGGUCAAUGCCAUGCAGUCGGCUCUGGACCUUGCCCGACGAGUGCGGGCCCUCGUGCCUCUCUUGAGGCCCGCAGUCGCGGGCCUGUCCCCCGCCACGCAGGAGUCGAUACUCGCCACGUGUGCAGAGGAUUUCGAAGGGAUAGCCGAUGACUUGGCGGUGAGCAUCGAGGCCCUAGCUGCCAAUGAUGUCGGGACUGCACGGUCCCACCUGAGUGGGGCCCUGCGGUCCGACUGCAAGGAUGCGAUGAAGGAGUUCGGAGCCGAGUUCCCGCUAAAUAAGUUCGCGCGCCACCUCAGCCUCCAGGUGGACAACUGCCUAGCAGUUCUCAUGCAAAAUUGA